Messenger RNA from Acanthocheilonema viteae, 759 nucleotides. NCBI's taxonomy places the organism in Eukaryota, Metazoa, Nematoda, Chromadorea, Rhabditida, Onchocercidae. The record is from the annotation of a GenBank genome assembly.
AUGGAUCCGAGUCGUGACGGUUUGAACAGCCCGAAAUGGUUUUAUCAGGGAGAAGAUCGUCGCGUUUAUGGUCCAUAUUCAUCUGUGGAAAUGCAGAAAUGGUGCAAAACGGGUUAUUUCACAGAUGCGAUGCUUAUUCGUACGAAGAACGAAGACCGCUUUCAUACGCUUGCGGAAUGGACACGUUACAGUAACGGACAAAGUCCUUUUUUGCUUCUGGUCAAUUCAUUCGAUCAAUUGAUCAGCAUGAAUAUGCAGAUGCAAAUGUCCCAGUUAAUCCUGACUCCCGGUCGUGCUCCAGUGUCCAAUGGUCCUUAUCUUAUGGUAUCCCAAGCUGCAGCUGUUGCAGCGUCCAGCCCUGUCCCUGGUUUCCCACCAGCACCUGGUUUCAUUGCUUAUCAUCAGAAUCCAUUAGUGGUUGCUCCUCCAGUAUCGUCCUUUGCACCGCACCAAGCUUUUUCACAACCCCCCAGUGAACCUAUUGAUGAGGUGCCAUCGAGUGCAAGUAAUACACCAGAUGAUAGCGAUGCAGGCUGGAAUAUGAAUACAGUGCAGAAUGCGACUCUCCUGACAAUUCAAGAAAAAUCUACCGACACAUAUGAUGCAUCGUGGAAUUUAGCGCGUGAUAUUGGUACUAAUCCGGAGAAUUCAGGGUGCUGUGAUGCCUCCACUCAAACCAAUCCAGGAAAAAUUUCGGCAGAACAAGCUGUUCGACUUCUUUCCGAGUUGAUCGGUAUUCAGUUGGAGAUUGAAAGUUGA